Messenger RNA from Haliotis rubra (blacklip abalone), 1613 nucleotides. RefSeq names its product polyamine oxidase 1-like. The transcript is spliced from 3 exons. The record is from RefSeq and is a predicted model, not a curated record. The coding region runs from base 75 to 1577 and encodes 500 amino acids. Gene Ontology annotation, molecular function: oxidoreductase activity. Lineage: Eukaryota; Metazoa; Mollusca; Gastropoda; Lepetellida; Haliotidae.
AUUAAAACCGGUUUGAGUUAUUCUCCCAAGGCUGUUGCAACAAACAUUUGAAUCAUUGCAGAGCAUCUUACAAGAUGAUGUUGCUUGUGUUUGCAGUGACGUUCCUGUUGUCUGGAGCAUCAGCGCAAUAUGAUGCAGAUGUUCUCAUUCUCGGCGCCGGAAGUGCUGGGCUAUCCGCGGCGAGUGUUCUGGCCAGCCAAAACGUCUCCUUUAUCAUCAUAGAGGCCGCUGAUACGAUUGGCGGGAGAAUUAAAAGCACGAUGUUUGGCGGGAAAAUCGUGGAACUUGGAUCCAUUGGUAUAUAUGGCACCGAAUCUUCCAUUAACAGCACCGUCAACAUGUACAACAUCACAGGCAAGUACGUUGACUACGAUAGUGUCAUCGUGAAGUCGUAUUUGAAUGAGUCGCUGGACGAGCAGGCGGACGCAGUGUGGAAUAAACUAGCAAACGCGCAGAAAACUGUGAAGAAACUCUUUGGUGAAAUCAAGGAGGGCAAGAUACGGGACAUGUCUAUUAAAGUGGCUUUAGAGAAUGGAGGCUGGUUUCCUAAAACCAUCUUGGAAGAUGUCAUAGAGAUAUACGACUACGAUUUCGAAUUUAGCAAAUUUCCUGCCCUCAUAUCAACUCGAGGAUUUCAGUCCGUCUCUGACAUCCAGGACAAACCCUUCCUGUCAACUGACCAGCGUGGACUACAGAACUACAUGGAACGAUUCGCCAGCUCAUUCAUGAACACUUCCGGUCCACAAAUGAAGCUGGGUGAGACGGUGGUAGGCAUCAACCACACUGACACCUCCGUGUCGGUGACUACCAGUAGCGGCAAGACCUUCAAUGGCAAGUACGCCAUAGUCACAUUCAGCAUGGGUGUUCUAAAGAGCAAGAACGAUAUGUUUAACCCUUCUCUACCCGCUUGGAAGUUAGACACUAUCUAUAGAACAAGCAUCGACUCGUACGCUCAGAUCUAUGUCAAAUUUGCCAGCACGGUGACCAACUUUUGGGGAACUUACCAAUACAUCCUUCACGUCCAUCCACGAAGAGGAUACUAUCCCAUUAUCAUCAACCUGGAGGCCGAGGGUUUCUUUCCCAACGGGACGAACAUACUCCUGUUUGUCGUUAUGGGAGAGGAGGCACGGAGGGUGGAGAGCAUGCAAGACAAUCAAGUGAAAGACGAGAUAAAGGGGGUGCUCAAGGGCAUGUUCGGAUCGUCGACACCGGAACCAGAAAGCAUCCGGCUGGAGAGAUGGACGAGUGAUCCUCUCACCAUGGGCAGCUUCACUUCCCGUCAGGUCGGAGACGAGGGUAACCCGAGGUUCCUGGAGGCUCUGAAGUCGCGAGUGGGAAGAGUCUAUUUUGCUGGAGAGGCAUACCAUGACGUGAUGGAUGGUUUUGUUGAAGGAGCUGAACAGUCUGGUAGAUACACCGCAAUGGAGGUGAAGGAAUGUAUGAUGGACAAGAAAUGUCCUCAGUUCAACCCAACUCCUGCAGCACCAAAACCCGUACCGACCACGUGUGAGGCAUCUCUACUGUCUCUGUCACUUGCCACUCUCCUGGCGUGUCUGAUGGCAGUAUACUUAAAAUAACUGGGGGCGGUGGGGUAGCCUAGUGGUUAAAGCGUU